Molecule: messenger RNA, 1011 nt
Organism: Humulus lupulus (European hop)
Lineage: Eukaryota; Viridiplantae; Streptophyta; Magnoliopsida; Rosales; Cannabaceae
Product: alpha carbonic anhydrase 4-like
Exons: 7
Coding region: 26-847 (273 amino acids)
Molecular function (GO): zinc ion binding; carbonate dehydratase activity
Source: RefSeq, a predicted model, not a curated record
UAUCAUCAUCAUUAUCAUCAUCAUCAUGAGUACUCACUCCAUCUUUUUAUUUGCAUUUUCUCUUUUCUCCUUGCUUUUUUUUUCCCAUUUCAACAUUUGCUUAGCUAUCGAGUCUGAAGAAGAAGAUAAUUAUGCUUAUGAUGAAAAUACUGGAAGAGGACCCUCUCGAUGGGGGGAGCUUAACCCAAGUUGGUACCGUUGUGGUAAUGGAACAAGUCAAUCUCCAAUUGACAUUUCAAGAUUAAGUGUACAGCUUAGGCCUGAUCUAGCUGCUUUACAUACCCAUUACAAACCUGCCCAAGCUACUUUAAUCAACAGAGGACAUGACAUUCUGGUACAAUGGAAUGAAGAUGCAGGAGACCUUAACAUUAGUGGAGUUGAGUAUAAAUUGUUGCAAUCUCAUUGGCAUACACCAUCUGAGCACAAAAUCAAUGGAUGGAGAUUUGCUGCGGAGCUUCACGCUGUUCACAAAAAUUCUUUGGGUGAGAUUGCGGUACUUGGAAUUCUCUACACGUAUGGUCCGCCAAAUCCCUUUCUUUCAAAGGUAUAUAAUCAAAUAAGAUCACUCGAAAAUAAUAAGACAGGAGAAAUAGGUUUGGGAAUAAUCAAUCCAUAUGAUAUUGGGUUUGAAAACAAGAGCGGUUAUUACAGAUAUAAGGGUUCUCUUACAACUCCUCCAUGUGACGAGGAUGUACUUUGGACUCUACUCGAACAGGUGCAAACUGUUUCCUUCGGACAAAUCAAAGCAUUAAAGGACGCAGUAAAAGAUGGCUAUGAAGAAAACGCAAGACCAACUCAACCAAUAAAUGGAAGAACAGUGUAUAAGUAUCGUCGGAGCCAUUUUUAAUGAAUGAAUGAAUGUUUAAUCAUGGUGUAACUAUAAACAUAUAUAUAUAUAUACAUGUUAACACACUUUUUUGCCAACAGUGUAUUUAAGAAAUAAUAAGGAAGAUUAGUGCUUAAUAAUAAACCGAAAUAUGAAAUGAAUUCACAAGAACAUAAAUAUUUUUA